This is a messenger RNA of Caenorhabditis auriculariae, 1110 nucleotides long. The record is from the annotation of a GenBank genome assembly. NCBI's taxonomy places the organism in Eukaryota, Metazoa, Nematoda, Chromadorea, Rhabditida, Rhabditidae.
AUGCCGAGCUGCAGUCCUUCCACUCCAGCUGCAGCUCCGAGCUCAUGCUCCGGCCAGUGCAUGAACCAGUGCCAGCAGUCCUGUGUCCAACAGUCUCAACCCGUCCAGUCCUGCCAGCCUCAGUGUCAGCAGCAGUGCGACUCUCAGUGCAACCAGCAACAGGAUCAGCCUCAGCAGCAGCCUCAACAGGUUGUCAUCAACCUUCACAUCACUGCUGCCGCUCAACAAGAUCAGUCCUGCCAGCCAGCUUGUCAACAGGCUUGCCAACAGUCCUGCGUCGCCCAGCAGCAGCCGGCCGCUCAAUGCUCCAACCAGUGUAACCAACAGUGCAACAACGUCUGCCAACAAGCUCCAGCUCAAACUCAACCUCAAGCUCAGCAGCCUCAAGCCCCAACUUUCGCUCCGAUGUACAACCCUUACAACAACAAUGCUGAUAACUCUGCUUCUUCAUGUGCUCCAGCCUGCCAGCCAGCUUGUGACAACUCCUGCAUCGCUCAGCAGACUCAGCCAGUGCAGCAGAACCAACCGUCAUGCGCCCCAGCCUGCCAGCCAGCUUGUGACAACUCCUGCAUCGCUCAACAAACUCAGCCAGUGCAGCAAAGCCAGCCAUCUUGCGCUCCAGCCUGUCAGCCAGCCUGUGACAACUCCUGUACUGCUCAGCAAGCUCAGCCAGUUCAGCAGAACCAGCCAUCUUGUGUUCCGGCUUGUCAGCCAGCUUGUGACAACUCUUGCACUUCCGCGGCGGCUCCUCCAGGUCCAAUGUACGAUCCUUACAACAACCAGCAGCAGCCUCAACAGCAGCCUCAACAGCAGCAGCCAGUCCAAUCUCAGACUGUCCAGAUCGUCCUCCAAUCCAGCGUCGCUCAGUCUCCACAGUGUGAGCCUCAGUGCCAGCAGCAGUGUCAGCAGCAGUGCGUCGCCCAGCAGCAGCCAGCUUCCCAGUGCUCUCAGGCUUGCUCAAACAGCUGCUCCAGCUCGUGCUCCAACUACCAGCCAGCUCAGGUCGCCUGCCAACCUACUACUCCCCCAAGCCCAAGCUCCAGCUCAGGAUGCGGCUGCCAACAGAACUACUCGCCUUGCGGCAAUGGACAGUGCUGCCGUCGCAAGUAG